AUGAGGUCAGCUUCUUCGAGCGCGGUUGUGGGAACAGAGCAGGCUUCAGAACUAAAGGAGCAAAUUUUUUGUCUGAUCUGUGGUUUUCUCUGUAAUCAGUGCUUGGGGGUUGCAUCCCUUACAAAUCAGGUUAUUUCUGAAAUUGUUGAAAGUUGCCGUGCACAUGACUACACAGAUGUUGUGUUGGUGCAUGAACAUCGUGGUAAACCUGAUGGUUUGAUUGUAUGCCACCUUCCAUAUGGACCAACAGCUUAUUUUCAACUAUGCAAUGUGGUUUCAAGACAUGACAUCAAGGACAAGAAAGCCAUGGGAACGGUGGCACAGGCUUAUCCACAUUUGAUAAUCAACAAUUUCACGACUAAGUUGGGUGAGCGGACUGCAAAUAUUUUAAAACAUCUUUUUCCAGUGCCAAAGCCAGAUACAAAACGCAUAAUCACUUUUUUGAAUGAGCAGGACUACAUUUCAUUCAGGCAUCAUAUUUAUGACGAGCCUGGAGGUCCUAAAUCCAUUGAGCUGAAGGAGAUCGGUCCGCGGUUUGAGUUGAAGCUUUUCAAGAUAAAAUUAGGAACAGUGGAUCAGAAUGAAGCCCAGAAUGAAUGGGUCCUCAAACCGUACAUGAACACAGCCAAGAAACAGAAAUUUAUAGGGAAUUGAUGCAUUUAGUUUUUAGUUAUAAUUUUGGUAACCA
Messenger RNA from Rosa chinensis, 688 nucleotides. RefSeq names its product U3 small nucleolar ribonucleoprotein protein IMP4. Gene Ontology annotation, molecular function: snoRNA binding; rRNA primary transcript binding. The transcript is spliced from 8 exons. The record is from RefSeq and is a predicted model, not a curated record. Gene Ontology annotation, cellular component: small-subunit processome; nucleolus; Mpp10 complex. NCBI's taxonomy places the organism in Eukaryota, Viridiplantae, Streptophyta, Magnoliopsida, Rosales, Rosaceae. Gene Ontology annotation, biological process: rRNA processing. Bases 1 to 654 code for a protein of 217 amino acids.